CAUUCUAUUUCUUAUAAGAGAAACAUUUCUUGGAGAUGAGGAAAAUGGCCAAAACAGAAAAGGCAUCUAAAGCGAUUUCUGAUAUUAGCCUCGAAGUUGAUAGGCUCGGAGGACGUGUUUCGGCGUUUGAGAUGGUUAUUAAAAAAGGAGGGAAAGUUGCGGAGAAAGAUCUUGCAAAGGUGAUUGAGUUGUUGAUGAAUGAGUUGAUCAAGCUGGAUGGGAUUGUAGCUGAAGGAGAUGUGAAGUUACAAAGAAAGAUGCAGGUGAAGAGAGUGCAGAACUAUAUGGAAGCACUUGAUGUUUUGAAGAUGAAGAACUCUAUUGCCAAUGGACAGCAGAAACAGUCUAGUAGUCAGAGACUUGCAACAAUUCAAAAACGUAUGCAAGAACAGAAACCGACACAAUCGCUUAUGGACAUGGGAAAAAAGAAGAAAUCUGUAAAUGCGUUGUCCAUUGCCAAAGGUUGUGAAGUAGAAGUCACUUCAGAAAAAGAAAUGUUCAAAGUUUCUUGGCAUAUAGCUAUCCUGCAGCAAAGUCCGAUGAAAGUGAAAGGGGCAAAGCUUCGGGUCUGCUAUACAACUUUGCUGGACAAGGAUAGUUUAACUCCUUACACAGAAAAAGUUGAUCAAAGCCUCAUCCGACCGGUUCAGCCAGGGGAUCUGAAUAACGAUUUCGUAUAUGAGAGAGGAUCAGUGGUGGAUGUUUAUGUUAAUGGUGGAUGGUGGAAGUGUGUUAUUGUAAAGGAAUUUCCAAAUGAGAAGUUUUUGGUUUACUUGGAUUUUUUACCAGAAGUAUUAAAAUUCGACAAAAGCCGACUGAGACCUAAUGUUGAUUGGACCGGCUCUACAUGGGUCAAAAGCCAAAAAAAGGAACUUAGUGAAGACAUUUAUAGCCCAGGGGAAAAAGUGGAAAUGACUCGUAGAAUCCGUAAAAUAGAAGAUAUCUGGGUCACAACAAUGGCCAUUAAACAGAUUGAAGAGGAUGGUAAAAGAAAAGUUAUCAUCAAAAGAUUAUCCGAGUCACUGCGUUUGAGUGAUGAUGAUGAAGACGAUGCAUUGUUUAAAAAAGUUGAUAUUUGCAAACUCAGGCCAUGUCCGCCUCGUUAUUUUUGGGGAAAGUAUAUAUUGGGAGACAUUGUUGAAGUGUUUGUUAGCUGUGGAUGGCGUCUAGGUGAAGUGAGGGAAGUUCUCCCUGGUAACCAGUACUCAGUGCACUUCAAGAACGCAAAAGAGGAGGCGGUUUUUAAAAGCUAUUCACUUAGACCGUCACGGGAGUGGAAAAAUUGUCGUUGGAUACUUACAAGAGAGGUAUAUUCUAACACAUAAACUGUGUUCACUUUUGGUUUAUUCUGAAUAACAAAUGAUUAGUAAACUUCCUUCACCGUUUUUCAGAUAGAAUCUGUAGAAGAAACUCAUUCAAGCAAAUCGAAAAAUGAUUUGAUGAACACUGAGGAAGAUUUGAUGAAUGAUGCUCGCACUCCAACCAUUGUUUUAGAGUCCAAUGAAGAUGAUAUGAUGAACGAUGAUGCAACCGAAAUCAUAACCCCUGAAGAA
This is a messenger RNA of Raphanus sativus (radish), 1553 nucleotides long. Its product is annotated as DUF724 domain-containing protein 6-like. The transcript is spliced from 4 exons. Gene Ontology annotation, molecular function: protein-folding chaperone binding. The coding region runs from base 36 to 1325 and encodes 429 amino acids. The record is from RefSeq and is a predicted model, not a curated record. NCBI's taxonomy places the organism in Eukaryota, Viridiplantae, Streptophyta, Magnoliopsida, Brassicales, Brassicaceae.